UCACACUUGAAGAAGUAUGGAGAUUCCUGUCGGCACGUAGCCGUUACUUUCUCUCUCUCCGCUACUUUUUCCUUUGUAUUGUUAUAUUUAUUCACUGGGUCGCAAAUGAAGAGACAGAGGUCAAAGUGAAGAUUGGAUAUAAAGCACAUUGACUGUGAUGGCAGCUUCUGAUCUAUACUCCAAGUAUGCCCGGGUCUGGCUCCCAGAUGGUGUGGAGGCAUGGAGGCCAGCAGAGCUCACCAAAGACUACACUCCUGGAGACAGGGCUCUGUGUCUACAGCUGGAGGAUGGCACAAAUGUGGAACACAAGAUCGACCCCCAGACCAACAGUUUACCCCCGCUAAGGAACCCUGAUAUCCUGGUGGGGGAGAAUGACCUGACAGCUCUCAGCUACCUCCACGAACCAGCAGUUCUACACAAUCUCAAAGUGCGCUUCGUGGAGUCCAAGAUGAUCUACACGUACUGUGGCAUCGUGUUGGUUGCUAUCAACCCCUAUGAGAGUAUUCCCAUCUAUGACCAUGACAUCAUCAACGCCUACAGUGGACAGAACAUGGGAGAUAUGGACCCUCACAUCUUCGCUGUGGCAGAGGAGGCUUACAAACAGAUGGCCAGAGAUCAGAGGAACCAGUCCAUCAUAGUGAGUGGGGAGUCUGGGGCUGGUAAAACAGUCUCUGCUAAGUAUGCCAUGAGAUACUUCGCUACAGUCAGCGGGUCCUCCAGCGAGGCUAAUGUGGAGGAGAGAGUACUGGCCUCUAGCCCCAUCAUGGAGGCCAUCGGGAAUGCAAAGACGACUAGAAACGACAACAGCAGUCGCUUUGGGAAGUACAUCGAGAUUGGAUUCGACAAAAACUAUCACAUCGUCGGAGCCAACAUGAGAACGUACUUGCUAGAGAAAUCUAGAGUGGUGUUUCAGGCUACCGAGGAGAGGAACUACCAUAUCUUCUACCAACUGUGUGCCUCCUCACACCUUCCUGAGUUCAAAACUCUCCAGUUAGGUAACGCUGAUGAUUUCCGCUGUACCAACCAGGGAGGUAGCCCUGUCAUAGAGGGAGUAGACGAUGCCAAAGAGAUGUGCAACACCAGGAGGGCUUUCUCACUGUUAGGAAUCAAUGAAACGUACCAGAUGGAACUUUUCCAAAUCCUGGCCGCUCUGCUUCACCUUGGCAACGUGGAGGUGGAAGAGAGAUCGGCAGACAGCAGUACCAUCCUGCCUGACAAUAGUCACCUGACGGUGUUCUGUGAGCUGAUGGGCGUGGCCUACCAGGACAUGUCUCAUUGGCUGUGCCACAGGAAAUUGAAGACUGCCACGGAGACCUACGUUAAGCCCCUCUCCAAAGUGCAUGCGGUCAACGCGCGGGACGCGCUGGCCAAACACAUCUACGCUAAACUCUUCAGCUGGAUCGUGGACCACAUCAAUGAGGCUCUGCGCUCUGCUGUCAAACAGCACUCCUUCAUUGGGGUUCUCGACAUCUAUGGGUUUGAAACGUUUCACAUCAACAGCUUUGAGCAGUUCUGUAUCAACUAUGCCAACGAGAAGCUUCAACAGCAGUUUAACAUGCAUGUGUUCAAGCUGGAGCAGGAGGAGUACAUGAAGGAGGAGAUUCCCUGGACUCUAAUAGACUUCUAUGAUAACCAUCCCUGUAUCAACCUCAUCGAGGCCAAGAUGGGGGUCCUGGACCUGCUGGAUGAGGAGUGCAAAAUGCCCAAAGGCUCCGAUGACACAUGGGCUCAGAAACUUUACAACACCUUCCUGAAGAAAAAUGAUCUUUUUGACAAACCUCGUAUGUCCAACAAAGCCUUUAUCAUUCUCCACUUUGCAGACAAGGUGGAGUACCAGUGUGAGGGAUUCCUGGAGAAGAAUAAGGACACUGUCAAUGAGGAGCAGAUUAUUGUGCUCAAGCUAAGCAAGUUUGAUCUGCUGUUGGAGCUGUUCGGCGACGAGGAGAAGCCUGCAGGCUCCCUGACCAGUCGCAGUAAGAUGACACGGCCUGUUCAGGCUCAGAGAGACCACAAGAAGACCGUCGGAACGCAGUUUCGUAACUCUCUACAUCUGCUGAUGGAGACUCUGAAUGGAACAACCCCUCACUAUGUACGCUGCAUCAAGCCCAAUGACCUCAAAUCCCCAUUCAUGAUGGACCCCAUGAGGGCAGUACAGCAGUUACGGGCUUGUGGAGUCCUGGAGACCAUCCGCAUCUCAGCGGCAGGCUUCCCAUCCAGGUGGACCUACCAGGAGUUUUUCAACCGGUACCGGGUUCUGAUGAAACAGAAGGACAUUCUCUCAGACAGGAAGCAGACUUGCAGGAACGUCCUGGAGAAAUGGGUUCAGGACCAGGACAAAUACCAGUUUGGAAAGAGCAAGAUCUUCUUCAGGGCGGGUCAGGUGGCCUAUCUAGAGAAGCUACGUUCUGAUAAAUUGAAGAAGGCGUGUGUUCGUAUCCAGAAGACUAUCAGAUGUUGGCUGGCCAGGAAGAGGUAUCUCCGUAUGAGACAAGCUGCCAUCACCAUACAGAAAAACACACGAGGUUACCAGGCGCGCUGUCUGGUAGUGUUCCUGAGGAGGAGCAGAGCAGCGGUUAUCAUCCAGAAGAACCAGCGUAUGUUAGUGGCCAGGAGACGCUACCAGCAGCAGAGGUCUGCAUCCAUCACCAUGCAGCGUCUGCUCCGGGCCUACCAGGCCAGACAGACCUACCGCAAGCUGCUGUACGAACACAAGGUUCUCACCAUCCAGAGGUGGGUGAGGGGCUGGCUGGCCAGGCGGAGGUGCAGACGGUCCCUGAGGGCCGUGGUUUAUCUCCAGAGCUGUGUGAGACGCGUGGCUGCCAGGAGGGAGCUGAGGAAGCUACGGGUGGAGGCGCGCUCUGUAGAACACUUCAAGACGCUCAACGUGGGCAUGGAGAACAAGAUCAUGCAAUUGCAGAGGAAGGUGGACGAACAGCACAAGGAGAACAGAGAGCUCAGUGAGAGGUUGCGUACUGUGGAGCGGUCCCGGGCAGCGGAGAGCGAGAGACUGGGGAGAGAGGUGGAGCGACUGCGCGUGGCAGAGGAGGAGAGCAGAGUUAAAGCAGACGGGGUACCCUCCCUCCUGGAACAGCUGUCAUUCCUCCGUCAGGAAUUGGAGACUACCAGGGAGGAAAAAGAGGCCAUACAGGAGCAGGCUAGGACAUACAGGGCGGACACUGAUAAGGUGGUGUCAGAGUUGAAUGAGAACAACAGCUUGUUGAUAACAGAGAAAGACAAUAUGAAUCAGCUGAUCCAGGAACAGAGACAACAGAUAGCAGAGAGCAAGGCUAAAGACGGUAUGCAGCUGGAGAGUGACCUCCGUGAGGAGCGUGACCACUACCAGAGUCUGCUGAGUGAAUACACACACCUAAAAGAGAGACACGCUGACCUGAAAGAAGAGAUGACUAUCAGCGUGAUCACCAAUAAACCAGGCCACCGGAGAACAGACUCCAACUACAGCAGCAAUGAGUCUGAGGGAACUCCCAGCUCUGGAUUCGCGGAGGGAAGAAACAGCUCCGUGAAAACUCCCAGCUCAACACGCAGCUCCUCGGGGUUCACCGAGUCGGAGACGAGAUCUCUACGAGGAGACGACGCGUCACACCAGGACGCGGUUGACAUGUCAGUCCUGUUGAAGCUGCAGAGGAGAGUCACCGAGCUGGAGCAGAACAAACAGACACUGCAGAGACAUCUGGAUAAGCGGGAGGAGGCACAACAAGACCAGGUCCAAAAUGCAGAGAAGCAAAAGACUGCGGGGAGAGCUGAGCUAGACCUGGAGGCUCUGAAACGCCAGGAGCUGGAGUCGGAGAACAAGAGGCUGAAGACAAACCUGGCAGACCUGCGUCAGUCUCUAGCUACAGUCUCCAACCCCGGGGGUAAGACCUCCACUACCAACCCCGGGGCUAAGACCAACCCCGGGGCUAAGACCAACCCCGGGGCUAAGACCUCCACCAGCAGCCCCGGGCCGGGCUCCGCUCCCUACACCGUGCUCCUUGAACAGCUCAACUCCUCCAACGAGGAGCUGGAGGUCAGGAAGGAGGAGGUGCUGCUCCUCCGCUCACACCUGGUCCGACAGGAGGUGCUCAAACACAACAAGGAAGCGUAUGGAGAGAUGCAUAAGAUGAUUCAUCUUGGUGAAACUCCACCCAAAGAGGCUGAUGGAUCCACUCCUGACUAUCACAAGUUGAACGAGGAUGGAGAGUUGUGGCUGGCUUACGACGGGUUGAAGGAGACCAACAGCCUGUUGGUGUCUCAGCUGCAGGUGCAGGACAAGAGGCACGAGGAGGAGGUGGAGGAGCUGAAAGAGGAGGUGCUCAGGGUAAGAGAGGAGAACAGGCAGCAGCAACAGUUCCUCUCCCAGAGUCUCCUCCUCCCCCAGGAGGCCCGCAUCGAGGCCAGUCUGCACCACGAGAUCACACGGCUUACCAGCGACAACCUGGACCUGAUGGAGCAGCAAGAGAAACAGGACAAGAUGAUCCGCAAACUAAAAAAACAGCUCAAAGUCUACGUCAAGAGGGUAGAAGAAUACGAAGCUAGCGGUCAGAUGGAGAGAGUGGCUCCAGGUCCAGAGCCUCGCUCUCCUGUUGGUAUCACCCGGAAGGAGAGGGACUUCCAAGGCAUGCUGGAGUACCGGAGGGGGGAUGAGAGCAAACUACUGAAGAGUCUGGUUGUGGAGCUGAAGCCUCGCGGUGUGGCGGUUAACUUCCUCCCUGGUCUGCCGGCCUACAUCCUGUUUAUGUGUCUGAGACAUGCUGACUACUCUAAUGAUGACCAGAGAGUCAGCAUCCUGCUCAACUCUACCAUCAACAGCAUCAAGGGAGUCCUCAAGAGACGAGGAGAUGACUUUGAGACUGUGUCUUUCUGGUUGGCCAACACCUGCCGGCUCCUACACUGCCUGAAGCAGUACAGUGGAGAGGAGGCGUUUGUAAAGAACAACACCCCGCGGCAGAAUGAGCACUGCUUGUGUAACUUUGACCUGUCAGAGUACCGUCAGGUCCUCAGUGACCUGGCCAUCCAGAACUACCAGCAGCUGGUCAGAUGCAUGGAGGAGGCCCUGCAGCCUAUGAUAGUUCCGGGUAUGCUGGAGCAUGAGAACUUCCAGGGAGUUCUGGGGUCUAAACCAACGGGCCUACGGAAGAGGACGUCCAGUUUCCCCGGAGAGGCUGUUUACACGGUGGACAGCAUCCUACAGCAACUCGGUCUCGUCCACGCUACCCUGAUUCAGCAUGACGUCGACCCCGAGCUCAUCAAACAGGGGGUGAGGCAGCAGUUCUACAUCAUCUGUUCUGUCACUCUCAACAACCUGCUGCUGAGGAAGGACAUGUGCUCCUGGAGUAAAGGACUGCAGAUCAGGUAUAAUGUGUGGCAGCUGGAGGAGUGGCUGGAGGAGAGGGGACUGUCAGACUGUGGAGCUAAAGAGAUGCUGGAGCCGCUGAUCCAGGCUGCUCAGUUACUACAGGUCAAGAAGAAGACUGAGGAGGACGCGCAGGCUAUCUGCACCAUGUGCUCUGCUCUCACCACAGUACAGAUUGUGAAAGUGCUAAGCUUGUACACCCCGGUGAUUGAAUUUGAGGAAAGGGUUUCUAUAUCCUUCAUUAGAACCAUACAGGCAUUGUUGAAAGGCCGCGUUGAGUCACCGCUGCUACUUAUGGACGCCAAGAAGAUAUUCUCUGUGACAUUUCCCUUCACCCACUCCCCGCUGGCUCUGGAAACCAUUCAGAUCCCUAGCAGUCUGAAUCUAGGAUUCCUCACUCGGGUCUAACCCCUCCCCCCUGGCUCUGGAAACCAAUCAGAUCCCUAGCAGUCUGAAUCUAGGAUUCCUCACUCGGGUCUAACCCCUCCCCCCUGGCUCUGGAAACCAAUCAGAUCCCUAGCAGUCUGAAUCUAGGAUUCCUCACACAGGUCUAACCCCUCCCCCCUGGCUCUGGAAACCAAUCAGAUCCCUAGCAGUCUGAAUCUAGGAUUCCUCACUCGGGUCUAACCCCUCCCCCCUGGCUCUGGAAACCAAUCAGAUCCCUAGCAGUCUGAAUCUAGGAUUCCUCACACGGGUCUAACCCCUCCCCCCUGGCUCUGGAAACCAAUCAGAUCCCUAGCAGUCUGAAUCUAGGAUUCCUCACUCGGGUCUAACCCCUCCCCCCUGGCUCUGGAAACCAAUCAGAUCCCUAGCAGUCUGAAUCUAGGAUUCCUCACACGGGUCUAACCCCUCCCCCCGGCUCUGGAAACCAAUCAGAUCCCUAGCAGUCUGAAUCUAGGAUUCCUCACACGGGUCUAACCCCUCCCCCCUGGCUCUGGAAACCAAUCAGAUCCCUAGUGUAUCCUUCUAUCCUCCCUCCUUGAAGUCAUCUCUGAUUUUACAUAAAGUUGGACAGAUUUGAUUUACUUUAAGGAAGGGAGGAAGAAAUUUGAACGGCGCCCAGGAAUUCUCCCCAAUGGGCCUGAGGGAACUAUAUGAUUCACCAAAGAUGCCUGACCAUUCAUGUUUUACAAAUGCCCUGGAAAAAGUCAGUCCGUUUUUAUAAUGUGGUCCUGACCACUUACAAUAGAAACAAGGGACAUUGGAGACGCUUUGUAAUAAUAUGAUGUAUUUGGCAAGAGAUAAAUGAUAUUGUAAUAAUAAAUAAUGAAUCUUUUAGCAAUA
Molecule: messenger RNA, 6634 nt
Organism: Salvelinus fontinalis (brook trout)
Lineage: Eukaryota; Metazoa; Chordata; Actinopteri; Salmoniformes; Salmonidae
Product: unconventional myosin-Va-like
Exons: 40
Coding region: 158-5758 (1866 amino acids)
Biological process (GO): vesicle transport along actin filament; actin filament organization
Cellular component (GO): vesicle; cytoplasm; myosin complex
Molecular function (GO): ATP binding; actin filament binding; microfilament motor activity
Source: RefSeq, a predicted model, not a curated record